Neoarthrinium moseri is the source of this 1710-nucleotide messenger RNA. RefSeq lists its product as uncharacterized. The record is from RefSeq and is a predicted model, not a curated record. The transcript has a single exon. Lineage: Eukaryota; Fungi; Ascomycota; Sordariomycetes; Amphisphaeriales; Apiosporaceae. Bases 1 to 1710 code for a protein of 569 amino acids. Gene Ontology annotation, molecular function: protein binding.
AUGGUCCAGCCUAAGAUUCUCGAUACUUUGCCCAAGGAGAUGCUGCUCAUGAUUCAGGAACGCCUGGAACACGAAUCAGAUAUCAUCAAUUUCUCAAACAAAACCAGCAAGAAACUCCGCGACAUUUUAGGGGGUAGACAGGUGUUUGUAGCUACAGCCAAGAUCGGACGCGAGCGAUAUGAGUUCCGCAUGGGCCUGGACGAUUAUGAACAAGAACUCAGCGAGUCCAGCGAUGAACAAAUGCGGAUACGCCAUCGGCGUAUCGCAAUGAUGGAUUCAACCUAUAACAAGUCUCACCACAGGACUAUGUUGUUGGCUUUAAUCAGGAGCUUCGUAGAUGACGAACUAGUCCGCGAAGCUAUUGAUGCAUACAAGACACAUUUUCCAGCAGUGAUUUGGAGCAGCCUUGAGAAGUUGCUUCACGCAGCUAUAGAAGCCGGACGAAUGCCUGUAGUCCAGCGACUCGUACAGCUCCGAGCGGAUAUCAACGAGACGGAUUUUGAUACGUGCCGGGACGCGCUUGACGUGGCCAUGAUUUCCGACCAGGAAGAAAUUGCACUGUACCUUUUGAAGAAACCGGUUUAUAUCGCUCCACGCCAUCUAGAACGCUCUGUGGAGAAAAGGGCCCCGAGGUUGUUGAAAGCUAUGCUUUCCAAAAAGCGUGGCAUGAAGCCUGAUUUACGUUUGCUGGAGAAUUUGAUUGGCUGUGCAUCGGGUGUUUCUUUCCUUGACGGAGAAGUGUCAGACUCUGACGGAGAAUUGGCAAACUACUCUGACGGAGAAUCAAAGUAUGACGAUUCUCCGUCAUAUUAUGGCGAUUCUCCGUCAAAGUUUGACAACAAUAUUGAGGUACUCUCCCUCCUCGUCGAGGCAGGAGCGCGACUGACCAAGGCCGUGGAUAAGCAGCAGGACGUUGUGGAGACCGCUCUUUUCAAUGGCUGUACACGCAAUGCUUUGUUCCUGUUGGAACGGCAGAUAAAACGUGGUGUCACAAGCCCUACCUGCCUCUGGCGGGGGAUAAAGCAGUCCAUGGAAAACGGAAUGCCCAAUUUCUUGCAUUUUGUCAAGACUAUUUACCCUCAACACAGCCAAUUGCUCUUUAACGAGGUGAGUUAUCCAAGAACGCUCGCGGAUGUCCAAUUUGAAUUGUUGGCAUUGUCUGUCCAGGCUACUGAGUUGCCAGACCAUGAACAUUUGACGGACUACUUGCUCGACAAUGGGUGCAUCCUUGAGGAAUACCACUUCUUCUCCGCCAUCGACGCUGGAAAUAUCCACGUAAUCGACGAAGGCAUCCGACCGCGCUUCUCUAUCAAUCAACCAAGAGAGCUGAAGCGCUUUUCUCACCCGCUGCUGUUGACUAGUUAUUUUCAAUUAACGGUUAAGCGUUUGUUCGAGUUGGAGUAUGAUAUUCCUCAAGGUCAAUUCCGCGGAUUGUGUCGUCUAGUAUUCCACGGCGUUGACAUCUCGAGCGCUGCUGAAACAUUCCGAAUCGGCAUUUCAAGGGCUCGCUUGGGAGAGCCUUUUUGGUUCUUCUUGUAUGGAGAGUCGAAUAAGACUCUACUCGACCUCCUGGCAGAGGAACAUGAAUCUGGGGCGCUGCCUAACCGGGCCAUGGUGACUGGUGUAGGGUCUAGUGGGGACGUUUUACUUCAGUUCGUCACCGUCAUUCGGCUAGCUUUGGGGGACUCGAGUGACGUGUUAGACGCUUAG